AAUUCCGUCCAAUCGAAUCGAACCUUCCAAGCCCAAUUCGAAAUGUCGAUCGACUUCGUGAAAUGACCAAUUUCUAUUGAUCGCCAUUUUCAUCGUGGUGCAUUGGAGAAAGAUGAAGGCGGCAAAGGUUGCUUCGGCAAUAAGGGCUUCCUAUUCUCCCCGGAAAGAAGAACUUGGUUCAAAGUGUAUAACUGUAGAUACUCUGUGCCAACUGCGCGCAUGGAACUAUCGCAAAUGUAGAGCCAAGGUUGCUAUUGCCACCUUGGUAACCGCUACUUUUUAUGUUCCUGGUGCUCUAACUUUGUUGAAAAGCUUUCAGGGUGCAGCCAAGGAAGAACUCUCUGCCAAUUUUGACUUUGAUUGUGUUUGUCUAGUUACUGAUAGAGUAGAAGCAUCGGAAGUGCGUUACUUGAAACAAGCAGGCUGGCUCAUAAAACAUGUCCACCGUCUCCCAGUAUUGGGUUGUUCUGAAGAAGAUUUGGUAAGCGAACAUUUUAUGGAAUGCUAUCAGAAACUCUGGUUGUGGACUAUGGAAGAAUAUGUCGGUAUCUUAUAUAUUGAUGCUGAUGCUAUUGUUACGAGGCCAGUUUCUCACAUUUUUCGUGCACUGAGCUUUUCUCCUAUAGGUUUUGCUGCUGCUCCUGAUUGGGAUUUGGACAAACGAUGUUUCUAUAAGGACUACUUCAAUGCUGGUGUAUUGGCUAUUCGUCCCUGUUUCCCUAUAUUCGAAGACAUGUGUAAGAAACUUGCUAAUCAUAGACCAGUAAAUGGCUUUGCAGAACAAGAUUUCUUGAAUGAUUAUUAUGCUCGAGAUAUCUAUCAAAUCUGGUCAGGAUUUCAUGUUGGCAUGACUUGGUUACAUCCGGGAUGUAAUGCUCUCAAGUUUGUAUACGUGGAUAGCUCUCAAGUAUGGAAUUCCAUAUAUGACACCAUUUGCAUCGUCCAUUACGCCCAUAAGAAACCUUGGAAAUUGUUAAAGAACACCAGCUGUCUUCAUGUUGGACUUUCUUAUGAACCCGAUGAAAGAAGAGAUUGUUUUGAAAACUCAAAAUGUUGGAUUCUUCAUGAUUAUUGGCAUAUUAUUCGUGCAAUGCCUCAAGAUCACAGGGAGUUUCCUUUCCCACCUCGUGCUGUUCCAGAUAGUUAUAAUCCUCUCCAAGAAUACCGCAGACUUGAUCAAGUCAUCGAAAGAUACAUUCCCAAAGCGGACAAAUCAGAAGGUCAUUGUGGUCAUCUAUCCUUUAUGCAACUGUCCAAUCUUAUAUGGGAUCUUUACAGUUCUAAAGAGUUCCAUUAUGAUGUUGCAAUGCACUUUUUAAGUAAUCCAUUGAGAAUGCAACAUGUCAUACAAAGGGUAACCCCACAAGUUGAUUGAAUUUUGGGAAGAAAGUGUUUAUGAAAACA
This is a messenger RNA of Galdieria sulphuraria, 1404 nucleotides long. Its product is annotated as glycogenin glucosyltransferase-like protein. Gene Ontology annotation, molecular function: glycosyltransferase activity. The record is from RefSeq and is a predicted model, not a curated record. Bases 113 to 1375 code for a protein of 420 amino acids. The transcript has a single exon. NCBI's taxonomy places the organism in Eukaryota, Rhodophyta, Bangiophyceae, Galdieriales, Galdieriaceae.